AUGGUUUACUGGGAUGCCUCCGUACCUACAGUCUCAGACAUGGACAUUGACGCGAUUGACCCUCUCCUCAAUCACGAUGUUUAUACCGAUCUCUUAACUUUUACCUUCUGUGGUCCCAAUCCUUAUAAUCAAAAUCAACCACUCUUUAUUGAUGCAGAGGAUCCAUCGCGUUCAUUCACAGCCACUCAGUUUCAUCAACUGGUUCGAACUUUGAUCGCGGGUUUCAAGGCACAUGGACUACAGAAGGGAGACUGUGUCCUCCUAAACUUGGGAAAUAGUAUCUUAUAUCCGGCUUUAUUCUUCAGUAUUAUUGGUGCGGGUGGAGUGUACAUGGGCUCUAACCCCCGCAGCCAAACUCAAGAACUCGAUCAUAUCAUUUCUCUCGCCGAGCCCAAAUUCAUCUUCACAACCCGCGAUGCCUUGCCCAUGGUGCAAAAGAUCGGUGCCACCCGUGGCAUCCACCCGUCUCAAGUAUGCGUCGUCGAUGAACGAGCCAUAGACAAUUGUGCCCAGCUCUUCGUGUCGUACGAAAUGGGUUACCCAACUGUGCCUGAGGUUCUAGCCAUGAACAACGAGAGUCCGCAUCUCAACUUCCCUAACUUACUCUGCUAUGGCCAGAGUGACUGGCUUGUGUUUACCGAUCCCAUGCAAGCGCAAACCACACCCGCCGCCAUGUUCUCCACCAGCGGAACCGGUGGACUUCCCAAGGCAGCGAUCCUCUCUCAUCAUGCAAUCAUCUCUCAUCAUCGAACUAUCCAGUACGACGUGCCCUUCCCGGUUAGCCGCUUGAUGUCGCUGCCCAUGUUCCAUAUGUUUGGAGCACUAUGGACCCACCUGUUCCCCGUCCGCUACGGGCAUCCCGUCUUUGUGCUGCCCCGGUUCGAGCUGAAGCAGUUCCUCGCGACUAUUCAUCGUUACCAGAUUUCCGAAACAUACCUGGUCCCUGCCAUUGUGCACUCGAUCAACCAGUCCAACCUUCCAAUCGCCGACUACCUGGCUUCUCUGCGGUACGUCGGGGUCGCGGGCGCACCCAUCGAUGCGCAGUCUAUGCUACAGUUCCAAAGCCUCCUCCACUCGGAAGCAUACGCGGCCCAGUUGUGGGGUAUGACUGAAGUGGGUGUUAUCUUCCAAUGUCGCUAUGGUCAACGUAACAACCACGGUAGCAUUGGUAGCCGUCUGGCUGGGUAUGAUGUGCAGCUGGUUGACCAUGAGGGUCAAAUCGUUCAGAAUGAUGACCGCGCCGGUGAGCUUUAUGUCCGUGGUCCUGGAUUACUCCUGUCAUACAAGGGUCGCACAGAUGCCAAGGAACAAGGGGGAUGGUUCCGUACGGGCGAUGUUGCGUAUGUGAAACACGGCUACUAUUAUAUUGUUGGACGGACAAAGGAAUUGAUUAAAGUGCGAGGAUGGCAAGUGGCACCUGCUGAAGUUGAAAAUGUCCUUCUCCAGCACCCCGGAAUUGUCGAUGCCGCCGUGACCGGUAUAGAUCGAAAAGAUGGUGGCGGCGAGGUACCUCGAGCCUUUAUUGUACGAUCUCGCGACCCUACUGUGAAACGACCCACCGCCGAAGAAGUAUAUAAGUUCGCACGUGAGCGACUCGCAAGCUACAAAGCGCUAGACGGCGGCGUGAUCUUUGUUGAAGAAAUCCCUCGUACAGCUAGUGGCAAGAUCCAGCGUUUCAAGCUUUCCCAAAUGAACAGCUACCGGGAAAUGGUUGCCUCCCUUCUUUCUCGCUUUGAAGGUGAGGGAACUCCAGCCCGUUCCUUACCCACCAGCGCGGACGUACCCGUCGGUAUGCCACCAGAGGGACGAGUUACCGUCUAA
Penicillium malachiteum is the source of this 1821-nucleotide messenger RNA. It is a transcript of the gene afeA, whose product is annotated as adenylate-forming enzyme AfeA. Gene Ontology annotation, biological process: secondary metabolic process. NCBI's taxonomy places the organism in Eukaryota, Fungi, Ascomycota, Eurotiomycetes, Eurotiales, Aspergillaceae. The transcript has 3 exons. Gene Ontology annotation, molecular function: CoA-ligase activity. The record is from RefSeq and is a predicted model, not a curated record. The coding region runs from base 1 to 1821 and encodes 606 amino acids.